CAAUUUCACAAGGGCCAGAACGAAAAAGAUAACAAAAAAAAAGUUCGUGUUAAUCAUCAAAAAAAAUUUAAGCCGCUCCCAAUUCUAUAAAUUUCAGCACCAAACGUUGCUUAAUUCAUUCAUCAUCCAGUCCUAAGUGUCGUAAUCCCAAAAGUACCUCAAAAUGUCUUUCGAUGAUGACUGGGAAACGGACCCAAACUUCGAGAACAAAGCAACUGAAGAAGAGCAACGAUGGGGCACGAGUGCUGAUCGUGGUGCUGCAAUCAAUAUGCAGCAGUUGAUUGAAGAGACUGAGAAGGCGGACGAUGAUAAGAAGAAGAAGCUUGUUGAGGAUACGGGAUUGACUGGAAGGCAUGGCUACGGUGGCAAAUUCGGUGUCGAAAAGGACAGAAUGGACAAAUCAGCUCUCGGUCAUGACUACGUCGGUAAAGUCGAGAAGCAUGCUUCACAAAAAGACUAUGUGACAGGAUUUGGAGGUAAAUUUGGUGUUGAUAAAGACAGGAUGGACAAGUCAGCUGUUGGAUUUGACUAUGUCGGUAAAGUUGAGAAGCACGACAGUCAAGCUGAUUACAAGAAAGGAUUUGGAGGUAAAUUUGGUGUCGAAUCCGAUCGAAUGGACAAAUCAGCUCACACAUUCCAAGAGCAAGUUGAUAAAGUUGGAACUAAUUAUCAGCGAACGAAGCCUGAUAUUAUGGGAGCAAAGCCAUCAAACUUAAAGUCGAGAUUUGAGAAUAUUUCGUCAUUUAAUGAUGAGGAGACGAAGCAACGGGCAGCAAUGCAGAAGAAGUUACGGGAGGAGAAGGAUAUGAAGGAUAAGGAGCAGGCAUCGAAGGAGAAGGACUUUGUCACCAAUGAGGAGCCAUCAAGACACAAGCCACAACGAAAAGCAAUUGUGACUGGACGUAAUGAGAGAAUUAGUGAUGUUAUUAAUGUAUUUAAUGCACCAGCACCAACUGAUGAAUAUAAACCGGCACUUAAGCAGCCAAUCAAACUCCCCAAAGAGGACAAACAACCAGUCGAGAUCGUCAAGCCAGACAUCAUUUCCAGUACUGAGAAGCAUGUAGACAUGCCAGAACACACACCAGUAUCUAAAAUAGCUCAACAAUUCACCAAAAGUGUUCAAAUUCAGGAGAAAGUUGAAGAGACUCCAAAGGUUCAUGAGAUUAAGGCACAGAAACAAGAGGAAGUGAUUCAGGUGCAUCAAGAGAUUCAGGAACAACAUCAUGAGAUUCAGGAACAACAGCAAGUACAUGAGGAACCCCAGCAAGUGCAUGAAGAACCUCAACGAUUGAACAAAGAACAGCCACAAGUUUAUGAACAGCACCAAGCUUAUGAAGAGCAGCAACAGGUAGUCCAAGAGCACCAACAAAUCCAUGAAGAAGCACCUGACCAACACCACUUUUAUGAAGAUGUCCCUCAGCAACACCAAAUCUACGAAAACAUCCAACAGCACCAAGAAAGUCCUACGAAUGACUACCAACACCAAGUGCAACUUCCACAACAGCAACAAGAAGUGAUAAGUGAACAAGAAUUGAUCGAGCAGCUUAAAAAUGACAAUGGACAGGUUGAGGAAGUCGAGGAACAAUUUGUACUGUCACCAGAAAAUCCUGGCGUUACAGCUAUCGCACUUUAUGACUAUCAAGCAGCUGCUGAUGAUGAAAUUUCAUUCGAUCCGGAUGACUUAAUUACACAUAUCGAUAUGAUUGAUGCUGGAUGGUGGAAGGGAUUGCAUGCAAAGACUUACACUUAUGGACUGUUUCCAGCUAAUUAUGUUCAGCUAAGGGAGUAGCUAGAUUGAAAAUUUUAUGU
Messenger RNA from Chironomus riparius, 1809 nucleotides. The record is from the annotation of a GenBank genome assembly. NCBI's taxonomy places the organism in Eukaryota, Metazoa, Arthropoda, Insecta, Diptera, Chironomidae.